AACAACAUUGAUAUAAACCGCAGCAAAACCAAACAUCUUUAAUUUAUUUCCCCAUUGAAAAUUUGAGGUCAUAAAAACGAAGAAGAGAAUAAUCUUCAAUAUUGCUAGUUGCAGUUCAUAUAUUCUUCAAAAUAUAACACUUGUUUGUUGUGAUAUCAAUUGUGUAUACGUCAUAAGAAUGGAAGAAAGAUAUGAAACUAUUAAAGAUAUUGGGUCAGGAAAUUUUGGAGUAGCGAAACUUGUGAGGGAGAGACAAAGUGGUAAACUAUAUGCUAUCAAAAUCAUUGAGAGAGGCCUCAAGAUUGAUGAACAUGUGCAAAGAGAGAUUAUCAAUCAUAGGUCCUUGAAGCAUCCCAAUAUCGUUAGAUUUAAAGAGGUUCUUUGUACUCCGCUUCAUCUAGUUAUAGUAAUGGAGUAUGCUGCAGGAGGAGAAUUAUUUGAAAAAAUAUGCAGUGCGGGCAGAUUCGACGAAGACGAGGCAAGAUAUUUCUUUCGGCAGUUGAUUUCUGGAGUCAGCUAUUGUCAUUCAAUGGAAAUUUGCCAUAGAGAUCUUAAGCUAGAAAAUACACUUUUAGAUGGAAGCUCUUCACCUCAACUCAAAAUAUGUGACUUUGGUUAUUCUAAGUCGUCUGUUCUGCAUUCUCAGCCUAAAUCAACGGUUGGAACUCCGGCGUAUAUUGCACCGGAGGUUUUGUCAAGAAGAGAAUAUGAUGGAAAGGUUGCUGAUGUUUGGUCUUGUGGGGUUACAUUGUAUGUGAUGCUAGUUGGUGGUUAUCCUUUUGAAGAUCCAGAUGAUCCAAGAAAUUUUAGAAAAACAAUUGAGCGAAUUCUUAAAGUCCAUUAUUCUAUUCCGGACUAUGUUCGUGUCUCAAAAGAUUGUAGAAAUCUUCUAUCUCAAAUAUUCGUAGCGAAUCCUGAGAAGAGAAUCACUAUCCCAGAAAUUAAAGUGCAUCCUUGGUUCCUUAAUAAAUUGCCAAUGGAAUUUGUGGAGGAUGAAAAAAAUAAGUUAGAAAAUGAUGUGAAUUGUGUGGAUGAUUCUUCAUCUCAGAGUAUUGAGGAAAUAUCGUCGAUAAUUCAAGAGGCAAGAAAGCCAGGUGAAGGACCAAAACUUGAUGGACAAUUUGUUGGAGGAGAAAUGGAGUUUGAUGAAAUGGAUGAAGAUGAUGAUUUUGAUAAUGAUAUAGAAACAAGUGAUGAUUUUGAUUAUGUUUGUGAGAUGUGAGUGAAAGAGUGUUAGAUUUCUUUUGUGUUUUGAAGAAUUGUGCUUAAGCAUUAAUUAAUAGGCUUAAGAUAAGAAUUUGUCUUAAUCUCUUUGCCUAAAGUUUGAAUAAAGAGAUGUCACGGUUUUUUUGCUUAUGAUAUAUGCUUGUCUUAUUAUUUGGGUUUUGUAACAAAAUAAUGACAAAUAUGAAAUGUGACUAGUUUCUGAUGUGAA
Lathyrus oleraceus (garden pea) is the source of this 1435-nucleotide messenger RNA. RefSeq names its product serine/threonine-protein kinase SAPK2. The record is from RefSeq and is a predicted model, not a curated record. Bases 179 to 1222 code for a protein of 347 amino acids. Lineage: Eukaryota; Viridiplantae; Streptophyta; Magnoliopsida; Fabales; Fabaceae. Gene Ontology annotation, molecular function: protein serine/threonine kinase activity; ATP binding. The transcript is spliced from 9 exons. Gene Ontology annotation, biological process: protein phosphorylation.